This is a messenger RNA of Magallana angulata, 1835 nucleotides long. Its product is annotated as melatonin receptor type 1C-like. Gene Ontology annotation, biological process: G protein-coupled receptor signaling pathway. Gene Ontology annotation, cellular component: membrane. NCBI's taxonomy places the organism in Eukaryota, Metazoa, Mollusca, Bivalvia, Ostreida, Ostreidae. Gene Ontology annotation, molecular function: G protein-coupled receptor activity. The transcript is spliced from 2 exons. Bases 189 to 1160 code for a protein of 323 amino acids. The record is from RefSeq and is a predicted model, not a curated record.
CAGACGGAAGCAGAUGACAGUUCACUGCUUCUAUCGUCUGCUUCUAUCAUCUGCCUCAGCAGCAAACGCAGGUCUGCCUGAUCAGACCAGACCUGUCGCUUGCGAAUCGCCCCGUCUAUAACAUUAUCCUCGACAUUGCUGAAUCCGAUCGGUUUGUAAACUGAGAAAGAUAUCUAACAGGAAGCGGUAUGGUUAUGGACGCCACGACAGCAGCACUGGUUGUUGUAGACAUUCUGAUGGUUCUGAUCAUUAUCUCCACCAACAUAUUUGCAAUCGUCCUCAUUAUGAAGAGGUCAAAGAAGAACUCAAAAAACAUAUUGCUUGUGUCUCUGUCAGUGUCAGACAUCGCUAUUGCAGUGUUCGUUAUCCCGAAUGUUAUUUUCUUGAAGGUGCAAAACUCGGCCAUAAGUCCAGUUUUGUGUCAGAUCUGUCUCUAUACGGAAUACAUGGCCAGCGCUGCGAAUGUUUUCUCGAUCUCAACUCUGGCUAUAGACAGAUUCAGGGCUUUGGUAUUUCCUUUGCAGAACAAGGACUCAAAGCGGGAGGUUUUAUACGGCGCUAUCAUUCUCAUCUGGAUUUUUUCCUUACUAUACGCGGUUCGAGCACCAGUCGUUUAUAGAGGAAGGAUGUUUCUAGUUGGCACUGGGAAGAACUCCACGACCGUGAAAUAUGGCUGCGCUGUUCCGGAGUCUCUCCUGGACCUACAUUCUGGAUUUAUUGUUCUCGACUUUAUUCUUCUGUUUGUCAUACCAGCGCUCAUCUUGAUUGCCUGCAAUGUUAAGGUUUCGUUACAGUUAAGCAAUAAAACCGCCGUUUCCUCGGCAAUGCCGGAAUCGGUUUACAAACGCCGCAGAAGGGCCGUCCGCACGCUACUCAUCAUGAUUCUGAUAUUUAUCGUCCUUAACUUCCCGUUACAUUAUUUCCGAAUGGCAAGGCAUGUUUUCAAACAGUCGGUAUCUGGGGCCUCCACCAUUGGCCAUGUUUUCCUAAUUCUGACUUUUACCAACAAUUGUUUGAAUGUAUUCUUUUACGGGUUGCUAAACGAGAACAUGAAGAGCUUUUGUCCGAUCUGUUAUAAGGAGAACCGAGUAGCGCCAACAGCGGACUCGAAGACGACGAGGACAAAAAUGACAAAGAUUACUGUGCCUUUAUCACAUUGAUUUGAUUGUGUAUUUUUAAUCCAAUUAGAACUGUAAAAAAAUAUGACUCUAGAGAUUUUUUUCUUUAAAGUACAAAGUUGAUAACCGUAGUUAAUGGAGAAUGUCGACGACACUUAAAUAAAUAUUUUAAACAGGAAUGUUAUACAGUGCAUAUCACGUCUUCAUACAUGUAACUUGUCGACAGAUGAACACUGUAAUCUUCCCUGUGAUCUUUACGAUACACUGAAGUCGAGAUUUCAAAAGAAAUCAAAAAUAUUUAUCGACUGUCCCAGAUUAUGGUUUCCGUUUAAUUUUUUUAAAAAAAAUAGGUAUUCAUCAAAGAAGAGUUGCAAUCGAUGUUCCGAGAUUUCUUUUUUUCAUAUUUCCCCUCUUAAUACCAAAUAAAUAGAGAAAACAAGUUGCUGUCCUUUAAAAAAAGACUACAAUACGUGGACCAUUUGCAUGCGUUUCCAACGAAAGCGUGAUAGCCAUAAGAUUAUCAGAGAUUCCACCGACUCUAGCCCUCUGCUUUUAACCACUAAAUUUGUACGUUGCAUUACGUAUACAUGUGUGUAUAGCCCUGACUUAUAAAAUAAUUAUGAUCUAUAUAUGAAUGAAGUUUGCAUGUAUAGUAUCAGGCAUUCGGUAAAUUCUACUAUUUGCGCACACAUUACGAUUUGCACUACUUUGUUAACU